This is a messenger RNA of Molossus molossus (Pallas's mastiff bat), 1715 nucleotides long. RefSeq names its product translocase of inner mitochondrial membrane 50 (gene TIMM50). The record is from RefSeq and is a predicted model, not a curated record. The coding region runs from base 10 to 1077 and encodes 355 amino acids. Gene Ontology annotation, molecular function: phosphoprotein phosphatase activity. Lineage: Eukaryota; Metazoa; Chordata; Mammalia; Chiroptera; Molossidae. The transcript is spliced from 11 exons.
CAGCGCAAGAUGGCGGCCUCGGCGGUGCUGUCCCUGCGCCUGGGGAGCGGGCUCCGGCUUGGCGCGCGGGGGUUGUGCGCGAGGCUGAUGACACCGUCCCCUCGGGUUUCAGACCAGACUAAGGAGAGUGGAAGCCGUCCCAGCACUAAGGCCCAGGCCCAGGGAUCACAACAGCAGCGGGGCACGGAGGGUCCCAGCUACGCCAAAAAAGUCGCACUCUGGCUUGCUGGGCUGCUUGGGGCCGGUGGGACCGUGAGUGUCAUCUAUAUCUUCGGAAACAACUCUGUGGAUGAAACUGGUGCCAAGAUUCCUGAUGAAUUCGACAAUGAUCCAAUUCUGGUACAGCAGUUGCGCCGGACAUACAAAUAUUUCAAAGAUUAUAGACAGAUGAUCAUCGAGCCCACCAGCCCCUGCCUCCUCCCAGACCCCCUGCGGGAGCCGUACUACCAGCCGCCCUACACGCUGGUCUUGGAGCUCACCGGCGUCCUCCUGCACCCUGAGUGGUCGCUGGCCACUGGCUGGAGGUUUAAGAAGCGUCCAGGCAUCGAGACCUUAUUCCAGCAGCUCGCCCCUUUGUAUGAAAUCGUCAUCUUUACGUCAGAGACUGGCAUGACUGCGUUUCCACUCAUCGACAGCGUGGACCCCCACGGCUUCAUCUCCUACCGCCUCUUCCGGGACGCAACACGAUACAUGGAUGGCCACCAUGUUAAGGACAUUUCGUGUCUGAAUCGGGACCCAGCCCGUGUAGUAGUUGUGGACUGCAAGAAGGAAGCCUUCCGCCUACAGCCAUACAAUGGUGUUGCACUUCGGCCCUGGGAUGGCGACUCCGAUGACCGGGUCUUGUUGGACCUGUCUGCCUUCCUUAAGACUAUCGCGUUGAAUGGUGUGGAGGAUGUCCGGACCGUGCUGGAGCACUACGCCCUGGAGGAUGACCCGCUGGAGGCUUUCAAACAGCGGCAAAGCCGGCUAGAGCAAGAGGAGCAGCAGCGCCUGGCCGAGCUCUCCAAGCCCAGCAAGCAGAAUCUGUUCUUCGCCUCUCUCACCAGCCGCUUGUGGCCUCGCUCUAAACAGCCCUGACCUCUGGGCCUCCUCAAACUCAGUGCCUGAGUCCCGGACCCCAGGCUUGCAGUGCUCCCAGACCACGGCUUGGGCAGCCACAUGUCCAAUAAAGUCCAUCCAGACGCCAUACUCCUGUGUCCGGAGAGUCUCCAGAUGGGGGCAUCGGGGUGAGGUCUGAGUGAUCAGCUGCCAAGCCCAGAAAGGGUGCUUUGGUGGAUCAGGGCUGGUUUUUAACCCAGGCCUGGGAAUCUGAAAACCUGGGUCCCUGCUUUGGCUGAGUCUUCCCACGUGCUGUGUGAUCUGCAAAAAGUGCAUCUCCCUCUCUGGCCGCAGAUUCCUCAUCUGUGGAAAGGAGAAGAGAGGACUGUCCUGGGGGUUUAAAGACAGGUAGCUGCCAGGCUGCUGUGUGGAUAUGUGAAGCGUGGGCUCAGUGGACUCGGGUGGACAGAGAUCGGCUGGAUCUCCAGAGCAGCCGCUGCUCAGCUCUGCCAGCCGUGGCCCCGUGGACAGGUGGGUAUAGUGGCUUGAUCUUCUGAUUUUCAGUGGAAGCCAGAAAUUGGGGUUUGUAUAUUAAGUCUCCUCAACAUUUAAAUGUUGGCUUCUAAUUAAAACAGGCAGGCUGUGCAGCAGCACUCACGGGACUUUCUGGGCGUUCG